Drosophila eugracilis is the source of this 5550-nucleotide messenger RNA. It is a transcript of the gene Pld, whose product is annotated as phospholipase D2. Gene Ontology annotation, biological process: intracellular signal transduction; phosphatidic acid biosynthetic process; cell motility. Gene Ontology annotation, molecular function: D-type glycerophospholipase activity; phosphatidylinositol binding. The coding region runs from base 1141 to 5232 and encodes 1363 amino acids. Lineage: Eukaryota; Metazoa; Arthropoda; Insecta; Diptera; Drosophilidae. The transcript is spliced from 9 exons. The record is from RefSeq and is a predicted model, not a curated record.
UUUGGCCAGCGGCGCGAAGUUUAGUUAAUAUUAUUAAGCGGAGUGACGGCAACAUUGUCGCAACGUUUCGCGCGGAUCGCUGAUCGUUCGGCGGUAAAGAGAGCUUUUUGGCGGAGGCUAAAUAGUGUUAGUGCGAGGGGUUUCAGUAUGGUUCUUCUUCAGGUUAUUUCGCGUGGCAUUUUUCUCUUUCUUGCUUCGCGAACUCAAUGCGACGUCGCGCUUAUUUCGGUUCUGCAACUUCCGUUAGUGGCCGGCCUGAAAAGUAAACAAAACGCCACUUAUCACACGCAAACGUGACAAUUCCGCUGCGGCUGAUGGGCAUCUGUGAGAUGCAGAGAUACAAGUUGAAUACCCAAAACCCCAAAUGUUGCAGAAAAAGUGCCACAAUUACGGCCCAUUUUACUGUAAUGAAGCCAGGUGCCAAAAAUGAAAUAUUAGAGAGCCGAAGAGAUCAAAAAUCAAAUAAAUUGUGCGUGUCUUUGUCGGCCAUUGUGCAAAAAAUUUAUAAACUGGAAGCUCCAAAAGCCAAAUACGAAUGAAAUAUAAACAACACACGAAACAUUCCGGGCUUGUUGUAUUUGCAAGACUUUAGCUUUGUGUUUACGUAAAGAUAACGAAAUGCCGUGAUAAAAAUUUAAUUGAUUAUUUUUAAAUGCAAGGGAUUUUUGAUGUGGUCGGAGAUCAAAAAUGUAUAAGAAGUACACACAUAUGAUAGAAGUGAAAUUUAUGUAUAAAAUGCAGAAAAACCAAAUAAAUUUCAAGUGUAAAGUUUUACCGCACCUUUCAAGUCUAGUAUAAUUUAGUCAAUCAUCAUAUUGUGAUCUACAUAUAUAAAAAUUGGUAUUGAUUGGGCCGCAGUUUUAGCUUGACUGCGCUUCUGCCACUCAAUAUAAGCCUCCAUGCCAUAUAAAUCAGUCAAUUUCAGUCAUUUAUUCUGCACCUUGCGGUGUUUAUAAUUUUUGGUUUAAUUAGCCACCGCGGUCCGCCAGAACCGACAGCGGUUACAAAUGUAAAACGCGGAUGCCAAUGCAAAAAUGAGCUGAAGGCAACAACAACAAGCAGCAAUAAAACCAAAAAUCGAUUGCCAAAAAUAAUAUAGAGUCAACUAUAUUCGCCCAUCGGAAUAACGCGCAUUAAACGAUGAUGGCCCAGAACAUUGACACCAAAACCGGCAACAAAGGGGAAACCCAUCAAUUGCAACUGCCUGCAGAGGCGUCGUUGGGCGCCACUCUGCAGCACUCGCAGGUGCGACGUCAUCGGCGCAGCAUCUCACAGCUGAUGGCCAGCAUGGUUGAAUACCCCACGGACGAUGUGUACCGGCCAACGCACUUCGGCGGCUACGUUAACAGAGGUUACGAUGAUAUAGACAGUUCCUACUACUUUGCCCAGUUCGAGGCGAUGACAGAAGCUCGCGCCGGGAGAGCGGCCCUGCCGCCCUAUGCAACUACCGAAUCGGACGGUGAGCACGGCAGCGGGGAAGCAGAUGCAUCGGCAGAGGCAUCAUCCAACAACGAGGAAGAGGAGGUAUUCCGCGACUGCACGGACGACGUGGUGGCCGAGCAGCAAAACCGCUGUCUGCCAGAGUUUCAGUUCUCCCUGGUUGACUCCGAGUACGACGAGACUCUGGCCUUUCCCGAUUCGGUAACCAUCCUGUCCAACGUGGGGGACAAGCCAGUCCUGGUGGAACGCAAAGAAACGGACGAUGACGAGGAAGAGUUCGACGACGAGGAGAACAAUAGUGUUGUUCUGCGUCACGAGAUACCGUUCACCAGCAUCUAUGGACCGAGUGUAAAAUUCAACUCAUUUCAGCGAAAGGUCUUUAUUCCGGGUAGAGAGAUCCAUGUUCGGAUCGUUGAUACAGAGCGCAGCGUCACAACACAUUUGCUGAAUCCAAAUCUGUAUACGAUUGAGCUCACUCACGGACCCUUCAAGUGGACGAUCAAACGGCGAUACAAGCACUUCAACUCGUUGCACCAGCAACUCAGCUUUUUCCGGACUUCGCUCAACAUUCCCUUUCCCAGUCGCAGUCACAAAGAAAAGCGCACCACACUGAAAGCCACUGCCAGCCAGAUGGCCGACGAGUCCACCCUCAAGGACCUGUCGGCGCACACCAAGGUCAAGCAGACCAGCACUCCGAUGAGUGGUGAAGGCAGCAAAACAGUCAACAGUAACGGCAACUCUGCCAUGGCUAUCAUCAGUCCCAGUCACAGUUCGAUUCUGGCGGGAUUGACACCCCGACGUAUUCAAAAGAAACGCAAGAAAAAGAAAAAAAGGAAGCUUCCACGGUUCCCUAACCGUCCUGAGAGUCUGGUCACUGUGGAGAAUCUAACCGUCCGGAUCAAGCAGCUGGAGGAUUACCUAUACAACCUGCUUAACAUUAGUCUGUACAGAUCCCACCACGAAACGCUGAACUUCGUUGAAGUGUCCAAUGUGUCCUUUGUUCCGGGAUUGGGUAUUAAGGGUAAGGAAGGAGUAAUUUUAAAGCGAACUGGAUCAACGAGACCAGGGCAAGCGGGAUGCAACUUCUUCGGCUGCUUUCAAAAGAACUGCUGUGUGCGCUGCAACUACUUCUGUUCGGACGUGGUAUGCGGAACGUGGCGAAGCCGCUGGUUCUUUGUAAAGGAGACCUGUUUUGGCUACAUUCGUCCAACUGACGGAAGCAUCCGGGCAGUAAUCCUCUUCGAUCAGGGAUUUGACGUGUCUACGGGCAUUUAUCAGACUGGCAUGCGCAAAGGCUUACAGGUGCUGACGAACAACCGACACAUUGUGCUCAAAUGCUGGACACGACGCAAAUGUAAGGAGUGGAUGCAGUACCUCAAGAACACAGCUAAUUCGUAUGCGCGGGACUUCACACUGCCCAAUCCGCACAUGUCCUUCGCCCCGAUGCGCGCCAAUACCCAUGCCACGUGGUACGUAGACGGCGCUCAGUAUAUGUCAGCCGUGGCCGAUGGCUUAGAUGCUGCUCUCGAGGAGAUUUAUAUUGCUGACUGGUGGCUUAGUCCCGAGAUAUACAUGAAACGACCAGCACUCAACGGUGACUAUUGGCGCUUAGACAAGAUUCUGCUGCGAAAGGCUGAAGAGGGAGUACGUGUCUUCGUUCUGCUGUACAAGGAAGUGGAAAUGGCUCUGGGCAUCAACAGCUACUACAGCAAGUCAACAUUAGCCAAACACGAAAACAUAAAAGUCAUGCGACAUCCGGACCAUGCCAGAGGUGGUAUUUUGCUAUGGGCCCAUCACGAAAAGAUCGUGGUCAUCGAUCAGACAUAUGCGUUCAUGGGAGGAAUUGACUUGUGCUACGGUCGUUGGGACGAUUCCCAUCACCGCCUUACAGACUUGGGCAGUAUAUCUACGUCCUCCUUUUCUGAUAGCACUCGUCGUACACCCAGCUUGUAUUUUAGCAAGGACGAUACGGAUUCGGCCUUCGGAUCACGAAAGUCUUCGCGGAAUGCCCACUAUGAAACGCCGUCUAAGGAAAGGUCACCGUCUCCACCGCCGGAUGAACCCAGUACUAGUUUUGAGUUAAGGACUCUGAAGCCCGGGGAUCGUCUUUUAAUACCCUCUAUGUUAGUUUCGAGUCCGGGAGAAACGCCCGGUGAAACGGGCAUUGCGCUAGAGGGGAUGAAGCUCAAUACUCCCGAACUGGAGCGUAAGAACGUUCUCGAUCGACUCAAAAACAACGCGAUGAAGGGUGCCCGUAUGGGAAAGGACUUUAUGAACCGAUUAACAGCGACGGAUGCGGUGGAAGAGAAGUCUGACGAAGUGUACACUAUCGAAUCUGUUGAUGUUACGGACCAAGAAGUUAACCUGACCUCGGCUUCAGGCGAGCAGGGGGUAGCUGUAACCAUCGGCAGCACGCAAAUACUCAGUGAGUUCUGCGGCCAGGCGAAGUACUGGUUCGGCAAGGACUACUCCAAUUUCAUACUCAAGGACUGGAUGAACCUAAACUCACCGUUCGUAGACAUCAUAGAUCGGACAACCACUCCACGUAUGCCGUGGCACGAUGUGGGGAUGUGUGUGGUAGGUGCAUCCGCCAGGGAUGUGGCCAGGCACUUUAUUCAGCGCUGGAACGCUAUGAAGCUUGAGAAACUGCGUGACAACACACGGUUCCCCUACCUGAUGCCGAAAAGCUACCACCAGAUUAGGCUAAACCCCCAGUUGCAUCAAAACCGACAGCAGCGUGUCACUUGUCAGCUCCUUCGGAGCGUCUCUGCCUGGAGCUGUGGUUUCAUUGAGGCGGAUCUGGUGGAGCAGAGCAUCCACGAUGCAUAUAUCCAGACGAUCACAAAAGCACAACACUACGUGUACAUCGAGAACCAGUUUUUCAUCACAAUGCAGUUGGGAAUGGGCGUGCCAGGUCCGCACAAUAAUGUGCGAAAUCAAAUCGGCGAGACUCUCUUUAAACGGAUCGUGCGGGCACACAAAGAGAGAAAAUCAUUCCGUGUUUUUGUGAUAAUGCCGCUCCUACCCGGCUUCGAGGGUGAUGUGGGUGGAAGUACUGGCAUUGCAGUCAGAGCCAUUACACAUUGGAAUUACGCAUCCAUUUCCAGGGGACGCACUGCAAUUCUGAAUCGUCUGAAUGAGGCGGGCAUUGUAAAUCCCCAUGACUACAUCUCAUUCCACAGCUUGCGUAACCAUUCGUUCUUGAACAACACCCCUAUCACAGAGCUAAUUUAUGUGCACUCAAAGCUCUUGAUCGCCGACGAUCGUGUGGUAAUAUGUGGCUCUGCAAACAUCAACGAUCGAUCAAUGAUCGGAAAGCGGGAUUCUGAGAUAGCUGCCAUCAUCAUGGACGAAGAGUUUGAGGAUGGCCGCAUGAACGGCAAAAAGUAUCCAAGCGGUGUGUUUGCCGGACGCCUCCGAAAAUAUCUGUUUAAAGAACAUUUAGGCCUCCUGAAUGGUGAGGGUUCCAAUCGUUCGGAAAUGGACAUCAGCGAUCCAGUUUGCGAUAAGUUCUGGCACGACACCUGGCGUAAGAUCUCAACAAAGAACACAGAGAUAUACGACGAGGUGUUUAAGUGCAUUCCUACCGACUACGUAAAGACAUUUGCCAGUCUACGCAAGUACCAGGAGGAGCCGCCACUUGCCAAAACGGACCCCGAGCUAGCCUCCAAUCGAGCCACAAACAUUCAGGGUUAUCUGGUAAACCUGCCAUUAGAGUUCCUCAACAAGGAGGUGCUCACACCGCCCGGAACCAGUAAGGAGGGCCUUAUUCCUACCUCUGUAUGGACAUAGUCUGCAACAAGUCUCAAAGAGGCAACUAGCUUUUACAAUUCUAAGGAACACCUCUUACCGUUUAUCACCCACCAAAAGCGCUUAACUUGAACGCUUGUCAUUGCCAAGUCAUACAAUUUUUAUAUUGUAUUAUAUAUUACAAUAGAUUACUCUAGAUAAAAACAAGUACUUAUAGUUAUGCUCUAUAAAUAGUUAAUUUAUUAUACCCUGUUUGUCUAUGUCUUCAAGUAGUUUUUAAAUGUCUGUUGUUAUUUUUUACAGUAUUUUAAACCGGCGUACAAACGUUUAUUAAAGUGAUAUGAAGUGCAAAUGAACAAA